This is a messenger RNA of Dracunculus medinensis (Guinea worm), 672 nucleotides long. Lineage: Eukaryota; Metazoa; Nematoda; Chromadorea; Rhabditida; Dracunculidae. The record is from the annotation of a GenBank genome assembly.
AUGAAUGGUUGUGGACAACAAAUUAAUGGCGAUGAUGCGCGGCUAAUUUCAGCGAAUCAAAAGAGACACGCUUUACUUAAAUGCCUUGCUCACUGUCAUGUCGUAUUGGGCCUAAUUAUUUUCAUAUUGGCUGCGCUUGCCGAUUUUAUUAGUUCGCGAAUAAGCACAAUUAGAUUAGUUGGUCUCGAAGAAUGUUGUUCGUUCUAUUUCAUCGUCACUGGAAUAAUUGGAAUUUGUGGCGCAGCGAGUCAUCGGCGAAGUAUAAUUAUUGCUUUUAUGAUUAUGAAUAUGCAUGCGAUAUUAAUUUUUGUACCAGCAAUUGUAAUUGUCUCCAGCUUUGACAUUCAUUUUUAUCAGGCUGAAUGCUUCGGCGAAUGUGAUUGGCAUUUGUUGGCUACAAGUCUGCCAAAAAAUAGCAGAUGCCAAAUACUUUGUGGCGAAAAUAUUGAUGAUAAUAAGAGGAGUUCAAUGACGCGGUUGGGCACAGAAUAUAGACUCGAUGCUGGUAUAAUUGCUGCAACUAUUUUGGAAAUGUUUCUAGCUAUUACAUCGACAGUAUUUUGUUGUCGAGAAAUAUGUGCGACUAAAUCACGGAUCUCAAAAAAAGAUGAUGAGACACGUCCAGUGGAUAUGACACCUCUUAAACAACAAGAAGUUCAUCAAAAUCAAUAA